This is a messenger RNA of Argentina anserina (silverweed cinquefoil), 477 nucleotides long. Its product is annotated as uclacyanin-3-like. The record is from RefSeq and is a predicted model, not a curated record. The coding region runs from base 1 to 477 and encodes 158 amino acids. The transcript has 2 exons. Lineage: Eukaryota; Viridiplantae; Streptophyta; Magnoliopsida; Rosales; Rosaceae. Gene Ontology annotation, molecular function: electron transfer activity.
AUGGCUUUGAAAAACAGCAUAUUGGUCCUCUUGGUGGAAAUGACUCUUUGUGGCACUUGUGUUGGUGCUGGUGAUGGUGCUGGUGUUGUUCAUAUAUACUUCAUAGAGUCGGUGGCUCUAAAGUUUUAUGAUUCCGGCUCCGAUACAAUUAAGCUUACAAGGCCUGGCCACUAUUACUUUCUCUGUGGUGCACUUGGUCAUUGUGGUCACGGACAGAAGGUUGGGGUUAUGGUUAGCCUUCCCAUACCUGACAGUUCUGCCUCCUCUCCCAGCCCGGCACCAUCUGGAUUGUCUUCUCCUUCAUCACCUGCCGGUCCGAUCUCCUCUCCGAGCCCAGCACCAUCUGGAAUGUCUUCUCCCUCAACUCCUCAUCCUCCUGAAGAGAGGCCACCACACUCGGCGGCUCUGACCAUUAAUGCUCCAAAGCUUGCCUUGACUUUAGGUUUUGUGCUUGUGUUUUAUAAAUUGAUGUUUUAA